GACAUGGAGCAGGAGCAAGCGUACCGUAGGAAGCCGCGUCAGACCAAUUCGCGUCGCUCUCUUUCCUGCAUCUCCUCGUUAUUGACACUCAGUCCGCACGCUUGAACACUCACCAACCCUACGAUAUGGCCACAGGAUCAUCGAAAGAGGCGCAAGCCUACCUAAUCGACCCUUUGAACGCCCCUGAGCCUUCGGCAGAAACGGGUCCAGGAUCGCACUUCCGCUCAACGUUCGAUUCGAAGCAGCCAACCACCACUACGACGAGCACAACAUCCCCACGCACGUCUCUCAGCACCAACAACCCUUUCCGUGAUACUGCUACUUCGACCACCCAGAAGCAGGCCACAGCAACCACGUCAGAAGCCUUCCCCAGCUACCGUACCGAAGCAUUUGGCGACCACAACACCACUCGCCGCCAUGCUCCUCCGCCGUACGAAGAUGGCAAGGCAGGCGCAAGCAGCGGACCCUCCUCCGGUCGCCGCCGGACAAGCUCGCUGAAGGAGCGUUUCCCAGGCGACGACAGCACCAGGCCCUUGGACAUAAUUAGGAAAGACUCCAAGAAGGCCCACCGUUCGCCGCACCUGAACAAACGUCACCUCCCCGGCCCUGACGUGAUUGACCGCCUGGACCCAGCUCUCGGAGGUCGCGCGUACCAUCAUGAGGGUCCGUACGAUGCUGCCACGUUGGCGAGAAACAUGGAUAGCAAGACCAGCCCGAUCGCUGCAUUGCAGACUACCAAUGAAGAGGCGUUGAAGGCAACGCCAGCCGAGAACAUUAAGGAUGCGGUGGAGCGGCAUCAGCCUUUGGAUGGUGUUGCUAUUGUGCCGCCGGGUAUGCCGGAUCGCUUCGGCAGGACAUAUGACUAUGAGGAAGGCACGGACAUGAUGCGGGAGGGUCCAAUGGACGGUCCAGGCUACAAGCAGUGGGCUGGCAAGGACUAUGAUCCAACUGACCUCAAAGGCCAAUCUGAGCCAACAUACUCUCUUGACCGUGCUCUCCAAGCUCACACGAUCAACGACAACGGUAUUGAGAUGGAGGACCGUGCGGAUCGCAUGAGGGACUACCGUACCGCCGAGCGCAAAGGCACUCUGGAUACCCGCGAUCCCGUGGAAAUUGCGGGCGAUGAUGGCAAGUACGUCGAUAUGGAGUAUGCUGCAUACAAGAACGAUCGUGAAAACGAAGAGAAUGUGCAGCGGAGUGGCAGUUUGAGAGCGGCUGGCGCGAGUCUCAAGAAGAGGAUUGGGAGCUUGAGGCAUAGGAAGGACCAUGAUGAGUAG
Molecule: messenger RNA, 1277 nt
Organism: Baudoinia panamericana UAMH 10762
Lineage: Eukaryota; Fungi; Ascomycota; Dothideomycetes; Mycosphaerellales; Teratosphaeriaceae
Exons: 3
Coding region: 126-1277 (383 amino acids)
Cellular component (GO): cytoplasm
Source: RefSeq, a predicted model, not a curated record